Messenger RNA from Mizuhopecten yessoensis (Yesso scallop), 1249 nucleotides. RefSeq names its product complement C1q-like protein 2. NCBI's taxonomy places the organism in Eukaryota, Metazoa, Mollusca, Bivalvia, Pectinida, Pectinidae. Gene Ontology annotation, molecular function: protein binding. The coding region runs from base 59 to 1066 and encodes 335 amino acids. The transcript is spliced from 2 exons. The record is from RefSeq and is a predicted model, not a curated record.
GUGUAAACUGAAUCACUUCGUCGGAGUACUUACAAGUUUGUGUACUUUGACGUCAGAUAUGGAGGGAGCCAUACCACUAGUGCAAUUAUUUUGCAUAUUGACAUUGGUCAUAGGUGAAAUGCUGACCGCUGCCUACAUGAUCGAAGAGCCGACGGUUCACGCCGUUUCCACUGACCAAACCGACGUCCGUACUGAUCAGCUCGUAAUGUUGACAAAACGAAUGGACGAGUUGGAACAAUUGCGCGCCAAAGAUGUGAACGAACUAAAUUUACAUGUACAGGAACUUUCAGAAUUACACGAAAAUGAUGCGCGCGUAUUCACCCAACUAAACCAAGAGGUUGAAGAGCAGAAACGUUUACGCAUCAAAGAUUUGAAUCUGAUAACAAUGCUGACUGACAGAAUAGGGCAGUUAGAGCGUCAAUGUGGAAACGAUGAACAAACCGAGAACGAUCCCUCCAAGCAGACACAAGUUCCGCCUCGUGACGAGAGUCUGUAUUACAACACAAGUGAUGUGACCUUACCUUCUCCCGCUGCGCCAACACUCGACGAUAUGACGAAAAAUGAGGAGGAUUUGCCGACACACCUAGCUGACACAUCGAGCUCUGGAGCCAUAAGAGGUCGAGGUCGGAUCCAAUCCAAAAACCGCGGAAGGAUUACUCGAGUCCCCUCUGACGACAUUGUGGCGUUCCAUGCUAUCCUGACACACACAAUCUACGAUCCAUCUAUAAAACACGUGGUAGUUUUUGACCAAAUCGUCACUAACAGCGGGGGAGUCCACUACAGUCCCAACACCGGCGUAUUUACCUGCACACAGUCUGGAGUUCACGUCUUCUCUUGGGCGAUAGCUGUACCGAGUAACCAGUAUGUGUUUACUGAUUUAGUAAGGAACAAUGUCGUCGUCGGGUCUGGUCGAACUGGCCAAGCAGUGGACGAUAGUGCGGCAUCUGCUACUGCCGCUACAUACCUAGAGGUCGGAGAUGAGGUUUGGGUACAUGUUACUGCCCACGGGAGCGGAUCUGACAUAUAUCGCAUCAGGUCAAUGUUCACUGGUUUUCGCCUGAAUUGAUUGUAAGCUGGACAUACUUUUCUUUUUCUGAAAAAAUGUUUGGGACCAUGACAUAUAUCUUGUUUUUUGUUAAAUUCAAAGUUCCAAUUUUCUUCUUACGAAAUAAAGGAAUUAAAAAUCAAAGCAUGCAUGAUGUAUACUAUUGCUUUUUUGCAAGACUAGGUGUAUUUUGGAAAUGUGUGA